GAAGUCAGACCGGAAGUGGAAGUGGUCCCCGAAGGCUGUUUCGUCGCUGAUGUCAGGAGUAUUUUCACGUUUUAAUGCCGAGAGGUCUCUGUGAUGAUUCUGGUUCUUGGGUGUCUCUGGGGAGUACCUGGGCCAGACCUUCCUCCAGACUCCAGCCCACCUCUUCGGAGCAGGUCUGCUGAGUUCACAGAUGACCACUAAACUUCAGGCACCCUAGAGAAAAAGGGUUGAGAUCCAGUGUGGCCAUGCCAGCUAGUUGGACCUCACCCCAGAAAUCCUCAGCCCUGGCUCCAGAGGAUCAUGGCAGCUCCUAUGAGGGAUCAGUGUCCUUCAGGGAUGUGGCUAUCAAUUUCAGCAGAGAGGAAUGGCAGCACCUGGACCUUUCUCAGAGAAACCUGUACCGGGAUGUGAUGCUGGAGACCUACAGCCACCUGCUUUCAGUAGGGUAUCAAGUUCCUAAACCAGAGGUGGUCAUGUUGGAGCAAGGAAAGGAAUCAUGGGCACUGCAGGGUGAGAGGCCACGUCACAGCUGCCCAGGAGAGAAAUUAUGGGACCAUAAUCAACAUAGAAAAAUCAUCGGUUAUAAACCAGCUUCCUCUCAAGAUAAAAAAAUUUAUUCUGGGGAAAAAUGCUAUGAGUGUGCCGAAUUUGGAAAGAGCUUCACCUGGAAGUCACAGUUCAAGGUACAUCUGAAAGUUCCUACAGGAGAAAAACUCUAUGUAUGUAUUGAAUGUGGGAGGGCUUUUGUACAGAAGCCAGAAUUCAUCACACAUCAGAAAACCCAUAUGAGAGAGAAGCCCUAUAAGUGCAAUGAAUAUGGAAAAUCCUUUUUUCAAGUAUCGUCUCUUUUCAGGCAUCAGAGAAUUCAUACCGGAGAAAAACUAUAUGAAUGUAGUGAAUGUGGGAAAGGCUUCCCUUAUAACUCAGAUCUCAGUAUACAUGAGAAAAUUCACACUGGAGAGAGACACCGUGAAUGCACUGACUGUGGCAAAGCGUUCACACAAAAGUCCACACUCAAGAUGCAUCAGAAAAUCCAUACAGGCGAGAGAUCCUACAUCUGUAUUGAAUGCGGACAGGCCUUCAUCCAGAAAACACAAUUGAUUGCACACCGAAGAAUUCAUAGUGGAGAAAAACCAUAUGAGUGCAGUAACUGUGGCAAAUCCUUCAUUUCCAAGUCACAACUUCAGGUACAUCAACGUGUUCACACAAGAGUGAAGCCGUAUAUAUGUACCGAAUAUGGGAAGGUCUUCAGCAAUAAUUCCAACCUCAUUACACAUGAGAAGGUUCAAAGUAGAGAGAAAUCUUCCAUAUGUACUGAGUGUGGGAAGGCCUUUACCUACAGGUCAGAGUUGAUUAUUCAUCAGAGAAUUCACACUGGAGAGAAACCUUAUGAAUGCAGUGACUGUGGAAAAGCCUUCACUCAGAAGUCAACACUCACAGUGCAUCAGAGAAUUCAUACAGGAGAAAAAUCGUAUGUAUGUAUGAAAUGUGGCCUGGCCUUCAUCCGGAAGGCACACUUGGUUACUCAUCAAAUAAUUCAUACUGGAGAGAAACCUUAUAAAUGUGGUCACUGUGGGAAAUUGUUUACUUCCAAGUCACAACUCCAUGUUCAUAAACGAAUUCACACAGGAGAAAAGCCCUAUGUGUGCAAUAAAUGUGGGAAGGCAUUCACCAACCGGUCAAAUCUCAUUACACAUCAGAAAACUCAUACAGGAGAGAAAUCUUAUAUAUGUUCCAAAUGUGGAAAGGCCUUCACCCAGAGGUCAGACUUGAUUACACAUCAGAGAAUCCAUACUGGGGAGAAGCCUUAUGAAUGCAAUACUUGUGGAAAAGCCUUCACUCAGAAGUCAAAUCUUAACAUACACCAGAAAAUUCACACUGGAGAGAGACAGUAUGAAUGCCACGAAUGUGGGAAAGCCUUCAACCAGAAAUCGAUACUCAUUGUUCAUCAGAAAAUUCAUACAGGAGAGAAGCCCUAUGUAUGCACUGAGUGUGGAAGAGCUUUCAUCCGCAAGUCAAACUUUAUUACUCAUCAAAGAAUUCAUACUGGAGAGAAGCCUUAUGAAUGCAGUGACUGUGGGAAGUCCUUUACCUCCAAGUCUCAGCUCCUAGUGCAUCAGCCAAUUCACACAGGAGAGAAACCCUAUGUGUGUGCCGAGUGUGGGAAGGCCUUUAGUGGCAGGUCAAAUCUCAGUAAGCACCAGAAAACUCAUACCGGAGAAAAGCCCUACAUUUGUUCUGAAUGUGGGAAGACAUUUCGACAGAAGUCAGAGUUGAUUACACAUCAUAGAAUUCAUACUGGAGAGAAACCGUAUGAGUGCAGUGACUGUGGGAAGUCUUUCACUAAAAAAUCACAGCUCCAAGUGCAUCAACGAAUUCACACCGGAGAGAAGCCUUACGUGUGUGCUGAGUGUGGGAAGGCCUUUAGCAACAGGUCAAACUUGAAUAAACAUCAGACAACACACACUGGAGACAAACCCUACAAGUGUGGCAUCUGUGGGAAAGGCUUCGUUCAGAAAUCAGUGUUCAGUGUCCAUCAGAGCAGCCACGCUUGAGAGAAACAGUGUGAGAAAACCCCACUGAGGGUUGGGUCUGAUUGUACACUGUUGCGUGCAUGCAGCAGAAAAAUAUGUAUAUUAUUAUAAAUAGAAACGACCACAUCAGAAUGUCACACAUGACUGUUCUGGAGAGGGCCUCUGAGAAGGCACUGAAUGAGGCGAGGGACCCUUCCUACAUUGUCACCAUCCCCAAUAAACCUUGGGGCAUUAUUCAUACUGACAAGGAACGGAGUCAAUUUGGUGAAUAGAAAAAGCCUCCUCAUGAAAACUACAGUGGAACACUGUUACCAAAUUCUUCAUAAGAAAGAUCAUAUUAUGGGAAUGAUAAUCCUGUUUACUGUGGAUUAGGUAUAGUGCCAACAGUUUGAAUGGUAAGACGACAUAAUAUAUAUGAUAGUGAUGAA
Molecule: messenger RNA, 2962 nt
Organism: Nomascus leucogenys (northern white-cheeked gibbon)
Lineage: Eukaryota; Metazoa; Chordata; Mammalia; Primates; Hylobatidae
Gene: ZNF585B
Biological process (GO): regulation of transcription by RNA polymerase II
Cellular component (GO): nucleus
Molecular function (GO): DNA-binding transcription factor activity, RNA polymerase II-specific; RNA polymerase II transcription regulatory region sequence-specific DNA binding
Source: RefSeq, a predicted model, not a curated record